CAUGACAAUUCAACUAGUCUUGCAUUAUUACCUCGGAAAUGAUCAUAUGCCAUUUUGGUAAUGUAAAGCUUGUUCGUGGAGUGAAUUCAGGCCAUGAAUUUCGCAAACUUAUCUUUCGAACAACCUCUGCUGGCAGAAGACUUGCUCACCAUUUCACAAGAUAAGCGGCCAUUAGUAACAUUCCAGUUUGAAGAAUACUUGGUGGUGAAGGGAAAACAAGUUAACAACUCACUUAAUGAGGCAGUACCCUUACGACACCCGAUAAAGAUUCACGAGGCAAUGAGGUACUCUCUUCUUGCUGGCGGCAAGCGUGUCCGUCCUAUUCUUUGUAUUGCUUCAUGUGAAUUAGUAGGAGGAGAUGAGUCCUUGGCGAUGCCAAUGGCCUGCGCUCUGGAGAUGAUACAUACUGCAUCUUUGAUCCAUGAUGACCUUCCAUGCAUGGACAACGAUGAUCUCAGACGAGGCAAGCCUACAAACCACAAAGUUUUUGGUGAAGCAACUGCAGUUCUUGCUGGUGAUGCCCUUCUCUCCCUUGCCUUUGAGCAUAUUGCUUCCAAUACGAGAAAUAUUUCACCUGACCGAGUGGUUUGCGCUAUUGCUGAGCUAAGCACAGCGAUAGGGUCCCAAGGGCUUGUGGCAGGACAAAUGAUGGAUCUUGAGAGUGAGGGAAAAGAAGUGAGUUUGAAUGAAUUAGAGUACAUUCAUGUGCAUAAAACCGCCAAGCUUUUAGAAGCAUGUCUAGUUUGUGGUACCAUAGUGGGAGGUGGAAACACUGCUGACAUUGAAAGGGUUAGAAAGUAUGCAAGGUGCAUAGGGUUGUUGUUUCAGGUUGUGGAUGAUAUUCUAGACGUGACCAAGUCCUCUGAGGAGCUUGGGAAGACUGCAGGGAAGGAUUUGGUUAGCAAUAAGGCAACAUAUCCCAAGCUGAUGGGCAUCGACAAGGCCAAGAAGUUUGCCUCUGAGUUGAUGAUACAAGCUGUUGAAGAGCUUGCCUACUUUGAUGCUGCAAGAGCUGCUCCAUUGUAUCAUUUAGCAAACUAUAUUGCUAAUCGAGAAAAUUAGGGCAGAAAUUUUAGCUGUAUUAAUUCUUUUUAUUUGUUGGAAAAUAAAAAAGUUGUGGAGUACAAGUUGUCAAAUAUAUAUAAGAUAUUUUAAUUUCACAACUGUAAUAAGUACUUUUGUUAAUUUUCUGAAGGUGGAAAGGAUAAAUAAAACUUCGAAAUCAGCUACAAUGCCAAAACACAAAACCUAAAGUUUUGAAAGGGUGUCAGUUCUCAACCCUUUCUUAAACUCUGCUAAUGAAACGGAACUGAUAGAACUCAUGUGACUUGAACAUCAACACUUGCACAACCUAGCUCUUUUCAAUCAAUUCUUCAAAAGCAAUUCUCCUCAGCACGAGCAUGAGGGCAUAGUUGGCUAGAUAACCCGAUUUUUGCCAUGCUAUUUGAGAAACAAACAAACAAACCAGCAAAAUAAAGAGGUUUACAGUGUACUUGAUAGCUCAUCUCAACCAGAAAAUAGGUUCGUGGUGUGAGGGAAUUUUGAAGUGAAACCAGGGAAGAGAAAUCAAAGUUGACUCUAAACAAGGUGGUGGUGAGGAUGGAGAUAAGGAGUCUAGGCUCAGGGUUGACAAGUGCUCACAGGUAUGAAUGCCGAGAUUUUUAAAUAAAGAUGUAGUGUCUUUCAAACUCAUUAUGCUCUGCCGGCUAAAACUUAGUAGUAGCUUUUUGAUGCUCUACAUAUAACUGACAACAUUUAUUUGAUAUAAGCUUGAGUUUUGGUCAAAAAAUUUCAAGCAAAAAGAAUCUCCGAAUACAAGCUACGAGAGCACCCAACAUUGAAAAAGUUUCAAAAUGGCAAGAGUUUUACUUGCCCCCCCACCUCCCCCACCCAAAAAAAAAAAAAAAAAAAAACAGAAGGUUUUUA
Molecule: messenger RNA, 1926 nt
Organism: Theobroma umbraticum
Lineage: Eukaryota; Viridiplantae; Streptophyta; Magnoliopsida; Malvales; Malvaceae
Product: geranylgeranyl pyrophosphate synthase, chloroplastic/chromoplastic-like
Biological process (GO): isoprenoid biosynthetic process
Molecular function (GO): prenyltransferase activity
Source: RefSeq, a predicted model, not a curated record